Molecule: messenger RNA, 3757 nt
Organism: Trichomycterus rosablanca
Lineage: Eukaryota; Metazoa; Chordata; Actinopteri; Siluriformes; Trichomycteridae
Gene: parp1
Product: poly (ADP-ribose) polymerase 1
Exons: 23
Coding region: 14-3067 (1017 amino acids)
Biological process (GO): protein poly-ADP-ribosylation; double-strand break repair
Cellular component (GO): nucleus; nucleolus
Molecular function (GO): zinc ion binding; DNA binding; NAD binding
Source: RefSeq, a predicted model, not a curated record
UUCUCACAAAAAAAUGGCAGAUUCACAAGACGACAAGCUUUAUAAAGCAGAAUAUGCAAAGAGCGGCCGCGCAUCGUGCAAGAAAUGUAAAGAGAACAUUGCUAAAGACUCGCUGAGGAUGGCCAUCAUGGUGCAGUCGCCCAUGUUUGAUGGCAAAGUGCCGCACUGGCAUCACUUUUCGUGCUUCUGGCUCCAGGCGGCCGUGCAGACCCCCUCAGACAUCUCGGGGUUUUCUGAUCUCCGCUGGGACGACCAGGAGAAGGUGAAGAAAGCAAUCGAAACGGGUGAGGCAGUCGGAGGUAAAAGUGAUAAAAAAGGAGCAGCUAAGGGGGUGAAGACUCUCAACGACUUUGCAGUGGAGUACGCCAAAUCUAACAGGAGCACCUGCAAGGGCUGCGAGCAAAAGAUCGAAAAGGACCAGAUCCGCGUAUCGAAGAAGUCCGUGGACCCCGAGAAGCCUCAGCUGGGUCUGAUCGACCGCUGGUACCACACAGGCUGCUUCGUGAGCCGUCGUGAGGAGCUGAUGUUUAAACCGGAGUGCAGCGCUGCUCAGCUUAAAGGAUUCGCCGCACUGAAGGCUGAAGAUCAAGAGGAGCUGAAGAAGAGACUCCCGGCUGUAAAGACUGAGGGGAAGAGGAAAGCGGACGAAGUUGAUGGAGGCGUAGCGUCCAAGAAACAGAAGAAAGAGGAGGAGCAGGAGAAGAAAAAAUUAGAAAUAAAACUAAAGGAGCAGAGCCAGUUGAUUUGGGGAAUUAAAGACAAGCUGAAGAAAUUCUGUUCGACCAACGACAUGAAAGAGCUUCUUAUCGCUAACGACCAGGACGUCCCGUCUGGAGAAUCGAACGUCUUGGACCGUCUGUCGGACUGCAUGACUUUCGGAUCGUUGAAGCCCUGCGAGACCUGCUUUGGUCAGCUGGUGUUUAAGAGCGACGCCUACUACUGCACCGGAGACAUCUCGGCCUGGACCAAGUGUGUGUACAAGACUCAGACGCCCAACCGUAAGGACUGGGUCACUCCUCAGGAGUUUCAUGAGAUUUCCUUCCUGAAGAAGUUCAAGUUCAAGCGUCAGGAUCGCAUGUUCCCCAAAGAGCCUCCUGCUGCCCCCGCUGCCCCCGCCGUCUCCACCGCUACCACCAGUACCUCCAGUUCCAACGUCCACACUGACCUCCCUGAGGAAGUGUCUGCAGAUAAGCCUCUGACCGGGCUGAAGGUACUGUCCGUGGGAAAGCUGAGCAAGAACAAAGACGAACUGAAGGCUGUGGUGGAGGAGCUGGGAGGAAAAAUCACCAGCACCGCUAACAAAGCCACCUUCUGCAUCAGCUCCACCAAGGAAGUCGAGAAGAUGAGCAAGAAGAUGGAGGAGGUUCGAGACGCCGGCGUGCGGGUCGUCUCCGAGGACUUCCUCACCGAUAUUAAGUCCUCGGGAAAGGGCCCCAGGGAGCUCAUCGCCCUGCACGGAAUCUCACCCUGGGGGGCAGAGGUUAAGGUCGAGGCCCAGUCCUCGUCUGCUGCAGCGAAGUCCACCGGAGGCUCGUCAAAGAGCGCCAGCAAAGUCAAAGAGGAAGAUGGUGGUAGUAAGGCGAAGAAGAUGAAGCUGACUGUUAAAGGUGGAGCGGCGGUCGACCCAGAUUCAGGGUUGGAGGAUUGUGCUCAUGUGUUGGAUCAGAACGGUAAGAUCUACAGCGCCACGCUGGGCCUGGUGGACAUCGUUCGGGGCACCAACUCCUACUACAAACUGCAGCUUCUGGAGGACGACGUCCAAAAACGGUACUGGGUGUUCAGGUCGUGGGGCAGAGUGGGCACCACUAUCGGAGGAAACAAACUGGAUAAGUUUUAUGACAAGAACUCGGCCAUGGACAACUUCCGCACCCUGUAUGAAGAGAAGACGGGAAACAGCUGGACCUCCAGCAGCUUUACUAAAUAUCCAAAUAAGUUUUAUCCGCUCGAGAUUGAUUAUGGACAGGAUGAGGAGGCGGUGAAGAAGCUUACAGCCAGCACCGGCUCCAAGUCUCACCUCGCCAAGCCAGUGCAGGAGCUCAUCAGAACGAUCUUCGAUGUGGAGAGCAUGAAAAAAGCCAUGGUGGAGUUUGAGAUCGACCUACAGAAGAUGCCUCUGGGGAAGCUGAGUAAGAGGCAGAUCCAGAGCGCUUAUUCUCUUCUGACUGAAGUCCAGCAGGCUGUGUCUGAUAACGCAGCAGAGGCUCUGAUUCUGGAUCUGUCCAAUCGCUUCUACACUCUCAUCCCGCACGACUUCGGCAUGAAGAAACCUCCGCUGUUAAGUAAUCUGGACUACAUUCAGGCUAAAGUUCAGAUGUUGGACAACUUGCUGGACAUCGAGGUGGCCUACAGUCUGCUGCGUGGUGGCGCUGAAGAUAACAAGAAAGAUCCCAUCGACAUCAACUACGAGAAACUCAAAACCAAGAUUGAGGUGGUGGAUAAAGCGUCGGAGGAAGCUCAGGUGAUCCUGCAGUAUGUGAAGAACACACACGCUGCUACUCACAACAAUUACACACUGGAGGUGGAAGAGAUCUUUAAAAUCGACAGGGAGGGUGAGUACCAGCACUACCGACCCUUCAAAGAGUUGCCCAACCGUCAGCUGCUGUGGCACGGCUCUCGCACCACCAACUACGCUGGUAUUCUGUCCCAGGGUCUGCGUAUCGCUCCUCCUGAGGCUCCAGUGACAGGUUAUAUGUUCGGCAAAGGUGUUUACUUUGCUGACAUGGUGUCUAAGAGUGCCAACUACUGCCACACGUCCCAGUCUGAUCCCGUAGGCCUCAUUCUGUUAGGAGAAGUCGCUCUGGGACACAUGCACGAGCUGAAGAAGGCCUCGCACAUUACAAAACUCCCGAAGGGAAAACACAGUGUGAAAGGUGUGGGAAGGACCGCUCCUGAGCCCAGUGCCACCGUCUCUCUUAAUGGGGUGGACGUUCCCUUGGGCAAAGGCUCCAACACGAACAUUGAUGAUACGAGUCUGCUGUAUAACGAAUAUAUCGUGUAUGAUGUUUCUCAGGUGAAUCUAAAAUACCUGCUGAAACUUCGCUUCAAUUACCAAACGUCUCUGUGGUGAGAAGCCUGAGGAGUCCUGGGUCACGACGCCACUGUUUGCUCACCGUCAUACAGAAAUAAACAACAACGAAACUAAACAGAUUAUAAUUCAGCCAUUUUAUCAGCUCUAUAGUUCAUUUAUUCAGUUCUACCUGCUGCAGUUUCUCGUUCUGUUGCGCUGCUUAUAGGGGAAUACAGAAACGCUCUGCGUAAGAUGAUAAGACAUGUUGUACGAUUUCGAUUUGGGUAUUUUAACACCCUGAUUCAAUUCGCUGGUGAAGAUCUUUGCUGCUGCCGAGAAUGUAAGGUAAAAUCGCCUCAUGUUAUUUUUUUAGGAUGUUUGACAUUUGUACAAUUAGUUUCGCAUCUUUUAUCAAUGCGAAGUCUGAUAACUGUUCUGUUUUGUGGGUUUUUUUUUUCUAAAGACAGACAUAUACUGUACAGUUUUAGUAAUGAAAUGUUUCUUGUAUGUUUGCGUUUACUGCUUAUAACACUUCUGCUAGUGUUUUAGUUAUUAGUUAGGAAGAUUAAAAAAAAGUCUGUGUUCUGUAGAGAGUUGCUCUUUAUUACUAUAUAAAUUGUAAAAUGCUUCCAUUUUCAAACUGUUUUAAAAAAGAAGUAACACACCACGGCAGAAUAAUCACUGAUUGUAACAGGUGAAAUGUUGAUCUGCUUUUUUACCAUUUGAACCCUGAAUAAAACCACAGCUUUG